CUUACAGGACGCUAGCUCGACUUCGACGGGGCCUUGUAGCUUGGCGCCGCAUACCAGGACAUCCGCGCUGGAUAAGAGCCGUUCGCGCAGCGCUCUCGAGUUGUCAUCCAUCUUGCGCGCCGCAGCGACAUUGCGGCACUCUGCCGCACCGGUGAAACCACUUUAGCAGGAGACCCAGAGAAAAGAUGAUCUACAGCACACAGCAGGACCGCUUCUGGGACUUCAUGUCGAUUGAAUGUCGCAACAACCGCACCGACGCGAUUGCGAUGGAGGCCAUGAGCAAGGAGUUCAGCGGCGUCGCGCGGACGCCGGGCGACGCCGCGAGCCAGCGCCACGUCAAGCUCUGCGAGCGGAACAUCGCGCGGUCGGGCCAGCACAUCGUCGGCGUCAUGGAGAACGCGGCUAGCAAGACCAUGUUCUUGUAUACGGUCGGCAACGCGAUGGACGGCGGUGCGGAGUUCCUCUGCCGCGGCGUCCACGUCUCGAAGGCGCGGUCCGUCGCGCGGUGCAUGAACAUGCUCCGGCGCCGCCGCCGCGAGGGCCACCCCGUCUUCGCGGGCCAGCGCGCGGGCAGCGAGGACGGCUCGGAGAGCUACGCGAUCCAGGAGCCCGCCGACGCCGCGCGCGUCCGCAAGAAUUUCACGUGCCUCGCGACGAAGAUGCACGGCCAUUCACGUUACCCGCUCCUCGAGCUCGUCGCGCAGGGCUCGCAACAAGAGGUCUUGGCCCAGGGCCUCGUCGACAUGGGCGUCGAGGAGUCGUUCGAGGCCGCGGCCCGGAAGGUCGCCGAGAUGGGGCCCCUGCCGAUCGGCAACGACCGCGACGGCUACCGCCCCGCCGGGCGCGCGCAGACGGCGAAGGAGAUCAUCCGGUCGCGGCGCAAGGGCACGGAGGCGUGGCGGUCCUGUAACAUGUGCGAGAAGACCGAGGCCGCCCUCGGCAAGAAGCUUUCGGCCUGCGCGAGUUGCGGGCGCGCGUGGUACUGCUCGCGCGAGUGCCAGAAGAGCCACUGGAAGUCGCACAAAACUUUAUGCAAGAACAUCGUCAAGAACAUCGGCUCCCAGAAGAACGCGGCGGACUAGACGCCGCGCGGGCCGCUCGCGACCGG
Messenger RNA from Pelagomonas calceolata, 1108 nucleotides. The record is from the annotation of a GenBank genome assembly. Lineage: Eukaryota; Pelagophyceae; Pelagomonadales; Pelagomonadaceae.